Messenger RNA from Manacus vitellinus (golden-collared manakin), 694 nucleotides. It is a transcript of the gene PTCRA, whose product is annotated as pre T cell antigen receptor alpha. Lineage: Eukaryota; Metazoa; Chordata; Aves; Passeriformes; Pipridae. The coding region runs from base 9 to 560 and encodes 183 amino acids. The record is from RefSeq and is a predicted model, not a curated record. The transcript has 2 exons.
UGUGAAGAAUGAGCACCGCCGUGCUGGCAGCCGUGCUGGGUGGGAUGUGUGAGGGAUGCAGUGCCCCUAAAACCCUGUCUCCCCCAGUUGGCAGGGCAGCCAUGCCGCUGCCCACCCUGGCCCCACCACUGAGCAUGGUGGUGGCCGGGCAGCGUCGGCAGCUGGUGGUCUGUGUGGUGAGCGACCUGGCCCCCAGCUCCGGCCACGCUGUCUGGAUCUCCAGCGGGAAUGGCAGCGUCCUGCCGUCCUUUGCCUACGGGGCCUCUCAGGAGGAUGGUGGCACCGUCUGCUCUGUCUCCCUCCUUUCCAAUGACCUUCUGGCCGAGGGAGAACUCGCCUGCCAUGUCGGGGCCAACAGGACCUCCCCGUCCCACAGCUCCAGCCCCAUCCGCAUCAUGGGCAACGAGGAGGUGGCAGAGCUGUGUCCUGGUAGCACAGUUGGUGAGUCUCUGGCCCUACCGUGGUGUGAAUGUCAGUUACCAGGGAGAAAACCGUGCUGGGCUCCUGGCAGGGGCUUGACUGCAGCUGUGUGGUGGUUGGGAUGGGUUUUCCCUGUGUGAAGGCACCUGGUGGGAAGAAUGGGGAUGGUGCGUCAGAGCCAGCCUGCCUCAGGGACAGCAUGAGGGUGACAUGAGGUGACUCUGGCACACGUAAGGCUUCCAGAUCCCCCUGAACCUGGCCCUGUGGCAGGCCU